AUGGAAGCCACCCUGUGCCCAAAGCCUCAUUUCGUGGUCAUCCCAUGGCCAGCCACCAGCCACAUGAUUCCCAUCGUGGACAUCGGCUGCCUCCUCGCCGCGCACGGCGCCUCCGUCACGAUCAUCACCACGCCCGCCAGCUCGCAGCUCGUCCAGAGCCGCGUGGACCGCGCCGGGCAAGGCUCAGCGGGCAUCACGGUCACCGCGAUCCCGUUCCCGGGCGCGGAAGCCGGCCUGCCGGAUGGCUGCGAGAGGACCGACCACAUCCCUUCGGCUGACCUCGUGCCCAACUUCUUCGUCGCCACCACGAAGUUCGGCGAGGCCGUGGCGCAGCACUGCCGCCUCCUCACGGCGACGCACCGGCCGAGCUGCGUCGUCGCCGGGAUGGUCCACACGUGGGCGCACGGCGUGGCCCGUGAACUCGGUGCGCCUUGCUUCAUCUUCCAUGGCUUCUCUGCGUUCGCUCUGCUGUGCUGCGAGUAUCUGAACACGCACAAACCGCACGAGGCAGUCGAGUCGCUGGACGAGCUCUUUGACGUCCCGCUCCUGCCGCCUUUCGAAUUCAAGUUCUCCAGGAGGCAGCUGCCGAUACACUUCCAGCCUUCUUCCUCCAUUCCGCAGGACCGCCAUCGGGAGCUCCGGGAAUUCGAGCUGGCCGUGGACGGCAUCGUCGUGAACAGCUUCGAGGAGCUGGAACGCGACUCGGCCGCGCGCCUCGCGGCGGCCACGGGCAAGACCGUGAUCGCCGUCGGUCCCGUCUCGCUGUGCGGCGCACCUCCUAGCCUCCUCGACUUGCGGGCCAGCUCGGACGACGCCAGACGGUGCAUGGCGUGGCUGGACGCCAAGAAAGACGAGUCCGUGCUUUACGUCAGCUUCGGCAGCGCCGGGCGCAUGCUUCCAGCGCAGCUGAUGCAGCUCGGACUGGCGCUCGUGUCGUGCCCCUGGCCUGUCCUUUGGGUCAUCAAGGGUGCAGACACGUUGCCCGACGACGUCAACGAGUGGCUACAGCACAACACCGACGGUGACGGCCUCCCGGAGAGCCAGUGUCUUGCAGUCCGCGGGUGGGCGCCUCAGGUCGCCAUUCUGGAGCACCCGGCUGUCGGCGGCUUUCUGACGCACUGCGGGUGGGGCUCGACGCUGGAGAGCGUCGCGGCCGGCGUGCCCAUGGCCACCUGGCCGUUCUACGCCGAGCAGUUCCUAAACGAGAGGUUGAUCGUUGACGUGCUUGGCAUCGGAGUGUCUGUCGGCGUGACGAAGCCCACGGAGAGCGUGCUCACCGGUGGCGGCGGCGGCAAGGAGAAGCCGGAUGUGGGAAUGGAACAGGUGAAGCAAGUGUUGGAUAUGCUGAUGGACGGAGGAGUGGAUGGGGAGGCAAGGAAGACGAAAGUUAAGGAGCUGAAGGCCAAAGCAAAGACUGCUUUGGACCAUGGAGGAUCGUCAUAUAUGAAUUUGGAGAAGCUGAUACAAUUUGGUGCUUGA
This is a messenger RNA of Miscanthus lutarioriparius, 1479 nucleotides long. The record is from the annotation of a GenBank genome assembly. NCBI's taxonomy places the organism in Eukaryota, Viridiplantae, Streptophyta, Magnoliopsida, Poales, Poaceae.